Messenger RNA from Lentinula edodes (shiitake mushroom), 1412 nucleotides. RefSeq names its product protein-tyrosine phosphatase-like protein. The coding region runs from base 123 to 1328 and encodes 401 amino acids. The transcript is spliced from 7 exons. Gene Ontology annotation, molecular function: protein tyrosine/serine/threonine phosphatase activity. Gene Ontology annotation, biological process: protein dephosphorylation. NCBI's taxonomy places the organism in Eukaryota, Fungi, Basidiomycota, Agaricomycetes, Agaricales, Omphalotaceae. The record is from RefSeq and is a predicted model, not a curated record.
ACGCGCUUUCUGCAGCUGACACUGACAGCUCUUUGAGCGGCACUGACAUAGCUUCUUUAUUUACUUAAUACUUUCUUUCAAGUGUAGAUACACUUUAUCCUUCUUCAACUCCUUACACGACCAUGUUCACCAACAUUCCUCCAAGCGUCGACGAAAUUGUCGACAAGCAGCUCUUUAUUGGCAACCUGUCCGCUGCAGUGUCUUCCGAAUUGCGAAAGCAACUAGGAAUAACACACAUUCUCUCCGUCUGUCCCGAAUUUCCUUCGACGGGGUUGAAUCACUUGACGAUUGCUGUAGACGACAGCGAGUAUGAAGACCUUCUCAUUCGCCUUCCUGAAGCCUGUCAAUUCAUCCAAAAUGCUCUCAGUAAUGGAGGCAAGGUCUUGGUUCAUUGUGUGAUGGGUGUGUCCCGGAGCGCCACCGUUCUUUCUGCGUACUUAAUGCAAUCUCGGAAACUCAACCCGUCUCAAGCUCUGGAGCUGAUUCGGACUCGCCGACCUUGCGUUCAACCCAAUUAUGGUUUUCUCAAGCAGCUUGACGCUUUCGGUCAAUGCGGCUACAACCCGUCAGCUGAACACCCCGCGUACAUUUCAUGGAAGCGUCGACAGGAACAAGACGUCACUGUGUUCUUAAACCAGAUGAUUGACACUAUUCCUGUAAUCCGACAACAAUUAUAUCUUUGCAGUGAGUUUCCAGACGAUGUGGAACAAACCCAGUCCCUUCUUUUUGAGUUCGGUAUCACUCAUUUGCUCUCCAUUUCUCCUUCCACGACCAUCCCGAGUCCGACAACCCUCGUCCAACACCACCACAUCUCCGAUUCGCAGCAGGAACGCGAUACGAUUUUGCUUGCCCUGCCAGAGGCGUGCAAUUUCAUCAAACAGGCGAUAGCUGACGGGGGUGUGGUUCUCGUUUAUUCGGAAAUAGAAUCCAAGGCCGUUCUUGCUUCGUAUGGAUAUCUAAUGUGUUCUCGUGGACUCACGCCCAAGCAGGUGUAUCAGCAGCUGACCGAAGCUCUCCCUCUCUUCAACCGCACGUCCAACUUCACCCGGCAGCUGGAAUUAUUCGACGCAUGUUCAUUCGCUCCGACAUCUGACCAUCCACUGGUCAAGGAAUGGCUCAACUCUGGUGCAUCCUCCGGCUGGAAUAGUCGGCGAGGAUCAUCAAAUUCGUCAGACGUCGCCGCCGCACUCAGUGCAACUGCUCUCAAUGUACUGAGUGACACGGGUAUUGAUUGCAAAGCCUUUGGUGAAACGCUCCACAAGUUACAGAGUACUUCGAGAACGUCUAAAUCACUUGCUAGACUUCAACCCAUUGAAGUUCAAAGUUAAUGCUCACGAUGUUCGGUUGUAAUUUCAUCCUAUGAUCUAUAUGUUGUCACAGUACCCUAUACAUCUGCUAGUAUCGCUUGUAAU